AUGGCAUCGCCGGCGCGGACCCCGGACAUCCGCUACUCGGAUGUGGCACGCUAUGUGGGCUUGUCACUCAUGAAGGAUGGCUUGCAGCGGCCAAAGUCUCAAAUCAAACUUCAUCCACUGAAAGCACAGGAGAUGGCGGCACUGAAAGCCCCACCGGCGCUGACAGCCUCUGGAUCGCCAAAAGAGGAUGAGCAGGUAGAUAAGAUCAAAGUGCAUCUAUCAUGGCUGAAAGCUCAGCACAGAGCAGAGAAGGAGGAACUUCGACGACUGGAAGGUUGCUUGUCAGAUUCCAUGCUACUAGAAAAGAAGGCGCAACGUCGAGCCAUGCGAGACAGGGAGAAGUUCGAGUUUCACCAGAACCACGCGGCGCAGGUGGAGGAUCAGAUCCAAGCAUUGAAGGAAGAGCUCCACCAGCGGAAGGUGCGGAACAGUGCGCCCAAGAAGACUGAAGAAACUCCUCAAGAAGCUCAAGAAGAGAGGCCCAGUCCAGCAGAGGAGUCGGCUGGACGGUCGCAGACGGCUCCCGAAACGGCUGGAGCUCGUGAAAAGCUGGCAAUCCUGGACGAGGAUGAGGAACCUGAGGUGGCGGAGGACUCCCACAUGACGCUGAAGGAAUACUUCGAUGCUGCAGAUCAGAGACGAGAGAAGGAAAGGCAAAAGAAAUCGCAGCGAUCACAAUUGCUGAGUGCUUCGGCUCGAUCACAGGCCGAGUCUAGACGAAGUUUUUGGCAUCCCAGGAGGCAGCUCACGGCAGAAGAGAUUGCCCAAAAUCAUGAAGAGUACAGAAAGACAAUUCGUCAAAUGAUGAUCGACAAAUGUGGAGAUGAACAGGAUGACCGAUCCAUGCGGGCCAAGAAAGCCUUCAGAAAACUGGACCUCAACGGAAGCGGCAACGUGAGUUUGCAAGAGUUUGCUGAUGGAGUAGCGAGGUUAGGAAUCAACUGGCAAGAGAUGACCGGAAUGACUCGUCCUCGAGAGCUCUUCAAGAUUUUUGAUCUGGACAAAGAUGGUGUGAUCGUUUUCUCAGAACUCUUUCCAGAAAUGGAAGAGAAGGAGCAGGAACGAGUGAGCACGCCAGAAUUUUGGAAACGUUGGGUGGAGAGGAACCGUGACCUGGAAAGCACCCGCGGACCCAAAUGGCAGCCAACCACACCGGAGGCAGAACUGGAGCUCCUGUACAGCACCUCUGAGAAGCACGACAGUGCCAGCGAGCUCCGAAAGUGGAUGGCAUCAACCAUUCAUCGCCUCAAAAAUCGUGGCAAGAGUGACGCACGGUGCCGUGAGAUCGUGGCAGCGCAUUUGCCACGUGGGACUGGGCCAAAAGAUUUGGAAGAUGUUCAUACAUUUAGUUCCGCAGAAGUGAAACUUUGCAAAAAAACCUACAACGAUGAGGUCAAUGAUCCGGUUCGAAACAUUCAGAAGGUCGUUUACGACAUGCGAGAGCAGCGACGCCAGCUCCACGAUUCAAGACAGAAACUGUGGUCACUGACCAUGGAGCCAGUGAUGCGCAAACAAAUGGAAGAAGAUCGAAAGAACGCUGCCACAGCAGUUGGCCUAUCACUGGGUGGCAUGGGACCAUCCAUGACUGGCAGCAAGGAGGCUGAAGCGCCAGGGCAGGCGAAAAAAUCCAUGAAGGCCAUCGCUCAGCAAUGCAAAAUGGAUGAAGAUACGGUGGAAUUUCUACAUCGAGAAUUUACUGCCCAAGCAGACAAGACUGACCUUAUUCUGAAGAAGGGCUUCCAACGUCUCCUCCGUUCUUUGUGCCUAGGGCGCACAAUCUCUGAGAGUGACAUGAACUACUGGUGGGAACAAGCAGUCAAGACCAUGCCGGCACAAGAAGAUGUACGCAAG
Cladocopium goreaui is the source of this 1851-nucleotide messenger RNA. NCBI's taxonomy places the organism in Eukaryota, Dinophyceae, Suessiales, Symbiodiniaceae. The record is from the annotation of a GenBank genome assembly.